Messenger RNA from Lemur catta (Ring-tailed lemur), 1384 nucleotides. It is a transcript of the gene SCIMP, whose product is annotated as SLP adaptor and CSK interacting membrane protein. The record is from RefSeq and is a predicted model, not a curated record. Bases 92 to 571 code for a protein of 159 amino acids. NCBI's taxonomy places the organism in Eukaryota, Metazoa, Chordata, Mammalia, Primates, Lemuridae. The transcript has 5 exons. Gene Ontology annotation, cellular component: membrane; immunological synapse; tetraspanin-enriched microdomain.
UACGUGCGAGGAACGCCUCUCACCAGUUGCGCCUGAGCUGCGACAUUCAGGCCACCACUGUCUCCUCAGCUGCUCGCAUCUGGAUACCUUCAUGGUUCAGGAUUCCCCUGCAAUGAGUUGGUGGGAGACCAAUUUCUGGAUCAUCUUAGCUGUGGCCAUGAUCAUUGUCUCCGUGGGCCUGGGCCUCAUCCUGUUCUGUGUCUGUAGGUGGCAUCUUAGACAAGCCAAGAAAUGGGAAAUCGCCAAGCCCUUGAAACAGAACAAAACAGAUGAAGAAAAGAUGUAUGAGAAUGUUCAUAACGAAUCACCAGUUCAAUUACCCCCUCUGCCACCCAGGGAUUUCCUUUCUUCAGAAGGCUCCUCCUCACAAGAAACCCAAAGUCAGCCACCGGCUACCUACUCGUUGGUAAGCAAAGUUAAAAAUAAGCAGACUGUUUCCAUCCCGAGCUACAUUGAGCCUGAAGAUGACUACGAUGAUGUUGAGAUGCCUGCAAAUACUGAAAACCAUCAUUUUGAAACAACCAUUUCUUCUUUUUGGCAAGCUGAAGAUAGUUCACACAGCUUAUUUUAAAACAAUCAGAAUGGCUGGACUUCAAUAGGUCUCCAGGUCCCGAAAGCCAGUGGUAAUUUAUGAAGCUCCAUAAGAUAAAGCACUGCCUGAACAUUAUUUGAAGAUACCUUCGCGAUCAAAUGACUGCAGCCAGAGGAAAGAUGUGGAUGCUCGGCCUUGAGGACUAAGAGGGUCAGCCCCCGUGCUUCUGUUGAGGAAGUGUCCGUGGUGGGGACCACUGGGCUGCACAGCUCCCACCUGCGAGAAAUGACUCAUGUUUGGGAACUCUUUCCCUUUCAUUCCCUUGUUUUGCAUGGUUCUAAGUGAUCUUACAUCUUGGUGUUUGAUUGCACAGAGCCAUCCCCAGCCAAGCCCUCGCCAAGCACGCUGGUCUUCCCUCCCCCAACCCACCUCCUGCACCAAGAGGCUCUGGGUGGCAGUUACAGCUGAGUGCUCUUGUGUGCAAGUCCCCACACCACACCUUGUGAGUUUGAACAGGGAGUACUUUCUGUUCUUGCAAACCCUCCCCACCUACACACACCCUAAACCCCAGUACCUUUAUAUGAGGUAGGCCAAACCAACCACAGAGAUUCAAGCUCUGACCUAGGUUUUUUCCUGUGCUUACAGGUUGCACUUUAAUAAUCAAUAAAGGACAAAAGUUACCUUCUGAUUUACACCCAGAGGUGUCAUUUUGCAAUAGGUAUGCUGGGAGUGCUACAAGAAAAGUAGGUUCCCCCGGGAAAAUCAAAGAGAAUAGGAAAGAAAGGGGCCAUUUAGCAUCAUGUUCAAGAUGUGAGUUUAGGAGACUUAACAUCCCCUUUCCAUAAUUUUUAU